AUGCAACACCUUCUUCUCUUUUUUAAUUUUUUGCUACUAACUAAGUCAUCCUGCGGAGUUGAUGUCUUUUGUGGACAUCUUGAGAUUUUCAACGAAAAAAGAUUCGGACAAGGAGCGAUUACCGUAUCCUCCCAAACGACAACUGACAUGAAGCAGUGUCUAGAUGUUUGUUGUUCAAUACCAAUUAUUUCCUAG
This is a messenger RNA of Caenorhabditis briggsae, 195 nucleotides long. The record is from RefSeq and is a predicted model, not a curated record. The coding region runs from base 1 to 195 and encodes 64 amino acids. The transcript is spliced from 2 exons. NCBI's taxonomy places the organism in Eukaryota, Metazoa, Nematoda, Chromadorea, Rhabditida, Rhabditidae.